Culex pipiens pallens (northern house mosquito) is the source of this 852-nucleotide messenger RNA. RefSeq names its product lectin subunit alpha-like. The record is from RefSeq and is a predicted model, not a curated record. The transcript is spliced from 2 exons. Gene Ontology annotation, molecular function: signaling receptor activity. The coding region runs from base 219 to 683 and encodes 154 amino acids. Lineage: Eukaryota; Metazoa; Arthropoda; Insecta; Diptera; Culicidae.
UGAUUCAAAUCAUAACGAGCUAUGAUUUGAGCAGAAGCUCACAUGCGCGACAUUCUGACCUUACCUAAUAAAAGAUUUAUAAUAUAUAACAUAUAACAUUGAUAACGUUUUGUUUUGUGUUUCAAUGUUGCGACUAUCAAGGUUCAGUUAAGUCUAUGUAUUGAAAGAGUCGCUUGAGGUUGGAAAUAUUUCAGUUUGAUUGCAGAAGUCUUACGAAUAUGAAGGAAAUUUUAAUUUGCUCACUCUUGGUGUUGGGAAUUGUUGCGGAUGAAGUGAUAUUUGAAGUUCCGAAUUUCAAGGCAAACUGGCAUGGCGCCAAUCUACACUGUACCACGAGGGGCUCCUCACUAGUUACGGUGACAUCGCUGGAGAAGCAUGAGGCGUUGGUCAAAUUUUUGGAAAAAUCCGACAAAAAAUACAGCAAUCAAGGGUACCGAUUCUGGAUUGGAGCUAGCAGUCUGCCCGAUGGAGAGAACUUUGUGUGGCAGUCAACGGGAAGCAGAUUGUCGUUCACCAAGUGGAACUUGGGAGAGCCCAACAACGCUGGUGGGGUCGAACAGUGCGUCGAGAUCAUACACUGCCCCGGGUGCAAUCGCAUCUGGGAUUGGAACGAUAUGAAGUGCAGCUUGAAAUCGUAUUUCGUUUGUGAAACAGUUGAUGAUUCGAAUAUUAGGCAGUUUUAGUAUGAAGUAAAGGUUAGUUUAAAACUAAACUUCAAAUAGAGAACUACAGAAACAGUAAACUGUGAGAAAUCUUCCAAGCUCUCGAACCCACUCAUAAAUUCCAUCGAUUGCAUUCAAAGUCCUCCUGACAGUUAUUGCUUAAUUUCCUCUCCGUCCAAUACCCAAUCUC